UGAUAGAGCACUUCAUUCACUUUCAGUCAACAUAUGCUGAGUGGACAACUGGAAAUGGAUUGCCCGAGGGACACAAAAGCCUGUGAAAUUAUCUGGAAUGUGACUCCUUGCUGCAUCCUUUUAACUAUACUGUUAACUUGUAAACUCUUCUGCAAUUUCACCACUUCAUGAAGAAAUUAUUUCUCUGGUGUGAAGAUAUUUCUUGAAGUUCAGAGUAUCAUUCGUUUUUCUUUAUGAUCAGUUAAGUGUUAAGCAACACUUGAAUGAGUUGGCCAAGACUUGUGCUGAACCUGUUUCUCUAAAAAUAUCAGACGCGUGACUGGAACAUAUUGGACAGUCAUGGUACAGCCUUAGCUCUGAAAAUGCAACACGCCUUUUCUGGUGUCCUCGCCUUCACUGGAGGAGAAAAUUAAGAGCCUUAAUCUCUGAUGAUGACUAUGUCCUCUCCUGUGGGACCAGAAAGUGUCACCUUGUCACAGCUUGUCUCCAUCCCAACGCUGACCGUCCUGCCGCCAUCCUCGGAUACAGAGUCCUGGUCUCGCUCACCCAGCCCCAGAGUGGCACGCUCCAGCCGCCAUGGUCGAUUCCACCGCAGUAGGACCCGAACCAAAAAAAGGAACGAGGAAGAGCAAGGCUGCUCCCCUAAACGACAAUGGGGUAAAAAAAUUGUAAUAGAGGAGACUACAGAGACGGGCACAAUAAGACAUCGGAGCCUCUCGCCCUCCCCCUCUGCGGCGGGUCAAACAGAGGGGGAAGAGCAAGGUCAGGACAGCCCUUCCCUGGACCUCCUCCUGCCACCAUCUCGCUCCUGGUCUCGUAGUCCCUCUCCAAGCCGGCGCUCCCGCUGGUCUCUCAGGAGCCUGCUGAGCAGAGACUCUGACUGGGACAGCUGCAGCACGGCCAGUAACUCUCCACGCAGCACCCCCGGCAGCUCUCCCUCCCUGCGGCGGAGGGUCCUUGGAGGCGGCAGGGCGAGUGAGGGCGAGGGAGGAGGAGAGAAGAGCGCUGGUGGCGGAGUGGGAGGAGGAGGAGGAGGAGGAGGAGGGGGAGGAGGCUCAGAUAGCCCCCUGCCCUCCAUACCAUCUGCCUCCUCCCUCACAUCUGCCUACCCACUUGCUUCUCGCCACUUCAGCCGCAAUGCCAAGAAAAUGCAGAGCUGGUACAAUGUUCUCAGUCCUACAUACAAACAACGGAACGAGGACUUUCGCAAACUCUUUAAGAAACUUCCUGAUUCAGAGCGACUUAUAGUGGACUACUCUUGUGCUCUGCAGAAGGACAUACUGCUUCAGGGCCGUCUCUAUCUCUCAGAGAACUGGCUUUGUUUCUACAGUAACAUCUUCCGCUGGGAAACCACUAUCACUAUCCUGCUGAAAGACGUGACCUCUAUGACCAAGGAGAAGACCGCCAAGCUCAUACCAAACGCCAUCCAGAUCAGCACUGACAAUGAGAAGCACUUCUUCACGUCUUUCGGAGCGAGGGAUCGCAGCUUCAUGAUGAUAUUCCGGCUGUGGCAGAACGCGCUGUUGGAUAAGUCCCUGUCCCCCAAAGAGCUCUGGCACAUCGUGCACCAGUGUUACGGCACUGAGCUGGGCCUCACCAGUGAAGACGACGACUACGUCUCUCCCACCGCCGAACACAUGAACGGCCUACUGCCAGGAGACGAGUCUGUGUCGGUCACUGAUCUUCUAGACCUGAGCUCGGUGUCGGUUCCUUCCACGGGCAGCUCUCCCCUUCCCCUGGUGCCCUGUGCUCCGACCAUCUCUCCUUCAUCUUCGAACCUAGGGGGCUCCUCUCCCCCUUCAUCCACUUCCUGUCUGCCCAUAGAGGUGCCUUCCUCAUCGGGGCGCAGGCUCAGCUCCGAACCGCUUGAACCCAGUCCGCCCAGCUCCCAAAGCUCUCUGCCAUCGACCACUCCAACGAACGCCUCUGCCUCCGCUCCGGUGUCUGCUGCUGCCUCAUUUAAUCUGGAAGAGGGUGGGGACAGCCUGUCUGAGUCGGCAAAUCACAUGCUGCCCCCUCCAACCACCAGUCUGGGAAACCUCUCGUCAUUGGACAUCACCAACGAUGAGGAACUGCCCACAGACCCCAGCAACUCCUCUGACACGCAAGAAGAGAGUGAAGUGGAGUCUUUCUGCUCUGACCUGAGCGGGCGGGUGCACAUCAACACCGUAGUCCGCAUGAGCGUAGACAAGCUGCACGACCUGCUCUUCUCUGCCGACACACACUUCAUCCAGCACCUCUUCUCCCAGAGACACUUUACUGAACUUUCUGUGGGUGAAUGGCAGCAGGACAGCAGCAUUGGGACUUCCAGCCGCGUGCUAAGCUACACCAUCGCCCUCAACAACCCCCUUGGCCCCAAGACCGCCCCCGUUGUGGAGACACAGACACUCCAUAAGAGCAGCGCUCGGGGAGAGUGCUUUGUGGUGGACUCGGAGGUCAUCACCUCAGGUAUACCGUACCAGGAUUACUUCUACACUGUCCACAGAUACUGCCUCACCUCCAUCAACAAGCACAAGAGCCGGCUCAGAGUUUCCUCAGACAUCUGCUACAGGAAGCAGCCAUGGAGCCUGGUGAAAACACUGAUUGAAAAGAACACCUGGAGCGGCAUUGAGGAGUACUACAGAUACAUGGAGAAUGAGGUGUGCAAGCUGGAGACGCUACUGCAGUCUGAGGUUACCGUGGUAACCACAGGCGAAGCAGUGGGUGCAGAUGCUGCUAAGACUCCACCUGCUCUGCGGCGCCGCAAGCGGACGUGCUCUCGGCGGCAGGGCGAUAAGGAGAGAGAAAGAGAGGGAGGAGGCAUGGGCGCCGGAGAGCGAGGGGACAGAGGAGUCGGGGAGGAGAGGGACAGGAGGGAGACCAGCGCUCAGUAUAUAAAGCUGGGUGAUCGUUCCCGUGGUGGAGGACAAAGUAGUAUAUCAACCAUCCUCCUCAUCGUCAGCUUCAUUCUGGUGGUGCUGGUGGCUCUCAACAUGCUGCUGUUCUACAAGCUGUACGCUCUGGAAAGAGCGGCCCAUACACUGGAGACGUGGCACUCCUAUUCUGUUGCUGACAGUCCUUUGCCUCAGACAGCUGGAGAGUGGGCUCAGGUUUUACAGCUGCAGAGGCAGUUUCACCAGGCUCAGCUCAGCAAGUGGCAGCAGAUCCUGCAAUCCUCUGUCACGCUCCUUGACCAGAUGAAGCAGUCUUUAGAAAAGCUUCACCGAGGCAUCGUGGUCCCAGAGGUGCAGCAGGAUCCCCCCGAUGAGACCACCGCAGAGACCCUGACUGACGCCUGAGUCCCACCUCUUCUCGUCAGAACCUUCCCCCCUUAAAUGUCUCAUAUUUCUGAACACACUUUGAAGAGUGGACUGGUGAACUUCAGGACUGAGUUUGUUCUUUCCCUCAUUUCCAAAUGGAAUAAGAACACGAGUGGGACAUGCAGAGGGACUACAUUACCCAAAAUUCUCCUCGCCUGACUGACUUGAAUUGGCGACGUUUGCCUUCAGCCUCAACCGGUAAAAUCUCCACUGACUGAGGACCACAGCAAUAAUGAACCUACAGCUGCAAGUAAUCUGUAUGUGGUGUAUGGAAACAGGCCACUGGUGGGCUGAUUUAAACCUUCACUCCUCAAUAAUCACAGAAAGAUUUCAAAAUGACCGACUGAAUAACUUCCGCUUGUUUUACGACUAUCACAGACUCCAGCUCCUCCUCUGACAGCUUUCAUCCGUGCAGUGAGAAGGGAUCUAAAUUCUGGAAAGUGGGAACUUUUUCCUCCUAGUCCUGGGAACAGAUAUACCUUUGCCUCUAGAGAAUGCCUGCUGAAACAAAAACAAAACAAUAUAUAUAUAUAUAUAUAUAUAUAUAUGUAUAUAUAUGUAUGUGUGUGGCGCCACCUGCUGUGCGGAUGUGAGGAACAAACGCCCAGGAGGAGAGGGGGGGGGGAAGUGCUGACAGGAGCAGGCAACUUUCUCGCUCUUCCUGUCAGGGAUUUGUUCUCCUACAUGUCCAAUUUAAGGCUGUCAGUCACUCUGUGGGAGCCAAUGAGGAACAUUUCAACAGACACUCUGGUUUUCACUCUCAUUUUUAGAUGUAAACACUCCCCCCCCCCCCCACCCCCACCCCCACCCCCAGACCUGUCUGGGUUUUAUCUUCUUACAAAACAAGUGUGUUGGUUCGUCUGUUAUGACAACAAACUGCGUCUGACUGUUCCACGGACUGUUACAGUAUUUAUUAUCACCAUUGACUUUUUGGUCUGAAGUCCUGUCCUGCUCUCAAGAAGUCAUUUGGUCGGUAUUUUGUGCUCUGAUUUGCUGUUACGUUGCGGACCAAGAGGAGCUACACGAGAAGGAUUACUGUCACAGCAAUAAUGACAAUAGUGAUUCUAGUACUUUUUGAAUGUUUCAAACAAAGUAGUAUAUAAUAAUAAUAAUUAUGAUGAUGAUGAUGAAUUGUGUGUGAAUGUGCGUAGAGGCAGUGAAAAAUCCAAGCGAAGAAGACUUGACAGAUGUGUGCGUGUGCGUUCAAGAGAAGCCCUCACUGUUACAUUUUCAUAUUAGCGUUUGUUUCCGCGGAUUUCUCUCUCUCACGUUUUGGUUGCUCGCUCUUUGUAUCACAGAGCAUGACCGAAACGGUUCAGGUUGUUACGUAGACCUGAUCAGGUAGAGACAUGAUUAUUAAAACACUUGUCUAACCGGGCCGGGCGUUUAAAAAAAAAUAAAAAAUAAAAAAUGGACCAACCAGAAUUGAGUAGGCCCAGAUGAAGAAGAAGGGAAUCCUUUUUUGCAGUAUUGUUUUUUUUUUGUGUGUUUGCGUUUGUAAAAAAUCGAUUUGAUUUAUUGUUUUCUCUUUUUAUUCAGUUCCUUUUUCAUUUCGAUCUUCAUUAUGUUGUUGUCUUUAUUUGUCGUUUAUUUUCAGUCCGGUCCUCUCCGUCCACUUGAUUCAGAUAUUUGAAAAACAUCUCGACCAUCUCACUCAUCUGCACUCGCUCUUAGCUUUCUUCUUCUCUUUCUUUUAAUCACUCCGCCCCACUCUCCCUCACUUCCCUUCUGUGCACCCCUUCACCCGUUCCCUCGUUCUCCCCGUUUUGAUGAAACUAGCGGCUACAGAAGCAUGUGGGCCAUGCUGUGCGUGGUCAUCCAAAAAUAGCUAAAGAGUGUAAUAUUUAUUCAGGGAUGGAGGGAGGGGAGGGGAGGGGCUAAGGGAGAGAGAGUGACGGCUGAGGAGCGGGAAUGAGAUUGUACUGUAAAGAUGUGACUGUACACCACGCCAUGGAGAGAAAUGAAAAGUUCUAAAACAUUCAACACCUCCUCUCUCGUCUUUGAGUCUGUGUUUGUCCUCACUAUGAAAAAAAGUGGAUCUAAAUCUGCCUUGGAUUUUUUAUUUUGCAGCUUGUUUAGCUUUCACAUUCGGUCAAACACUGUUCAGUCAAUAAUUAGAUAAAAUGUGUUCGGACUCUGGCUCAGGGGAAGCAACAUAAAGGAGUGAAAUACAUA
Messenger RNA from Labrus mixtus (cuckoo wrasse), 5474 nucleotides. It is a transcript of the gene gramd1a, whose product is annotated as GRAM domain containing 1A. Lineage: Eukaryota; Metazoa; Chordata; Actinopteri; Labriformes; Labridae. Bases 429 to 3278 code for a protein of 949 amino acids. Gene Ontology annotation, biological process: intracellular sterol transport. The transcript is spliced from 19 exons. Gene Ontology annotation, cellular component: endoplasmic reticulum membrane; endoplasmic reticulum-plasma membrane contact site; plasma membrane. The record is from RefSeq and is a predicted model, not a curated record. Gene Ontology annotation, molecular function: sterol transfer activity; sterol binding.